CCCCAGAUAUUUUUCAUUUUUCCUUCCUUUUUCUUUUCUUUUUGGAUUUUUUUUCUACGAUGCUUUUUCUAUUUUGCGAGUGGACAGGACAUAAUGUGCUGGCUAGCGGGGUGGCUAGCUUAGCUAACGUGGAAAUGCUCGUCCCCCAAAGACAAAAACGCUACUUGUUGUUUUUAGAGACUCAACUCUUUGGAUGCCUCUUAGAUACAGUUUCACAUAUUUUUGCAAGCUUGUCUAGCUUUAUUUUUUCUAGUAUUGUGGAUAUUUCUCCUUGCCAGGACUCAUUUCUUUUUGGCACGCUUUUCAGCCAGACGGCCAGAUAACGUUAGCGCUAGCUAACAGCGUCAGAAGCUCUGUUGGUCUGGUAGCCGCAGCAUCUUCCUGAUCGAUGAAUGAUAUAAAUCGCGAGGGGCGAAGGUGAAGGUCAAGACACCAGCCCAAACUGAGCCCAGCCCACAGUGUCAAACAUCAGACGACUGCCCUGCACACAGACGAUAUGGAACGUUCAUCCUCCACCUCCAGCCUGAUGGCCAGCAGCAACGUCACCAACAAAACCGACCAGCGCUCCCUCAACUCUCGGGUCUUCAUCGGCAACCUCAACACCCUGCUGGUCACCAAGGCGGACGUCGAGGCCAUCUUCUCCAAAUAUGGAAAGAUUGUAGGCUGCUCUGUCCACAAGGGCUACGCCUUCGUUCAGUACGCCAACGAGAGGAACGCCCGAUCCGCUGUCACCGGGGAGGACGGGAGGAUGAUUGUGGGACAAGUUCUUGCUUAUGUCUGUCAUUUUUCAGACAUCAACCUGGCUGGAGAACCGAAACCACACAGGUCAAAAACCACCAAGCGUUCAGCUGGAGACAUGUACAGCAGUUCCUCCUUCGACCUUGACUAUGACUUCCAGAGAGAUUAUUAUGACAGAAUGUACUCCUACCCAUCCCGUGUCCCUGCCCCCCCUCCUCCCCUGUCCCGGGCUGUUAUCCCAUCCAAGCGCCCGCGGGUCAGUCUAAGCGGAGGAAGCAGCCGGCGAACCAAAAGCAGCUUCUCUUCAUCCAAGAGCAGUCAGAGAACUUCGUCAUCCAGAACAAUGAGGGUGGAUGAGCUGCAGACCAUCAAGCGCGAGUUGAGCCAGAUUAAAAGCAAAGUAGACGACCUGUUGGAUAGUCUGGAGCGUAUGGAGAAGGAUCACAACAAGAAGUCGGCUAAGAGCAUAAAACCGGAGCCUGGAGAGGUAACUUCACCUCCACACUCCAGCAACAAGAAGGACGACGGACUGAAGAGAGAGAGGGAGAGCCAGGACAUGAAUGACUCGGAUGAAGAGGAGGAGGAGGAGGAGGAAGAAGAGGGAGACCUGCUGGAGGAUGAAGAGGUGAAAAGUCAAGAGAGAGAGGAAGAAGAGGAAGAGGAGGAGGGAGAGCAUGUGGAAGGCGACGAUGAUGAUGCAGACAGCGUGAAUGGUGACGAUGACUCGUAGUUUCGUACUGCAGUGGCGUGCACAGCGUUAUCAGCUUCCAAGGAGCUCGGUCUCCUGUUUUAACACUCACGUUGUAGAUAGAAAACUCAAAAGUACAAACACAAGCAUGGUGCGCACACACUGUCACGUCCCUGAAGAAUUUUCUUUUUUUCCUUUUGUUGUUUAAUUGUUUGGUAUCAUUGUAACAUGAAUAGUUAGCUGUAGGUUUGUGUUUUUACUCGUCUUCGGGAGAAGGCAGGAACAUGGACUGGUAAUGUUCUCAGAGGCGACAGCUCGACGGACAUGUCUUAAUGCGAAGGCGUAAAUUCAGCUUUUAGCUUCUGGUUUCUUUUCUCUUCUGUGAGUCUGUUUGAUCUUGUGUGUCUGUAUGUUAAUGUCAGUUUUUUAUACUUUUCAGUUUAACUGUAAAGAAAUAAAUUGCAAUAAAAUAUUAAAAUGAAA
Messenger RNA from Melanotaenia boesemani (Boeseman's rainbowfish), 1909 nucleotides. RefSeq names its product heterogeneous nuclear ribonucleoprotein C (gene hnrnpca). Bases 497 to 1468 code for a protein of 323 amino acids. The record is from RefSeq and is a predicted model, not a curated record. Gene Ontology annotation, cellular component: nucleus. Lineage: Eukaryota; Metazoa; Chordata; Actinopteri; Atheriniformes; Melanotaeniidae. Gene Ontology annotation, molecular function: RNA binding. The transcript is spliced from 9 exons.